This is a messenger RNA of Zasmidium cellare ATCC 36951, 642 nucleotides long. RefSeq lists its product as uncharacterized. NCBI's taxonomy places the organism in Eukaryota, Fungi, Ascomycota, Dothideomycetes, Mycosphaerellales, Mycosphaerellaceae. Bases 1 to 642 code for a protein of 213 amino acids. The record is from RefSeq and is a predicted model, not a curated record. The transcript has 3 exons.
AUGAAGUACAAUCCUGCAGCUGAGGUUCGACAUCCACCACGAUGUCAGAAAGUUCAAACUGCAAAGGGUCAUUUGUCUCGACAUCGACGUAUCGACGCCGCGGCAGAACCUCAGAAUGCCGUGACCCACGAGAGCCUCCGCGCUGGAUGCUCAAUGCUCCUCUUCCUCUUCAGGCCUGUCCAAAGCCCUCUCCAACUUCCUCAAGACCUCCUACUCCCGCAUCCACUGUCCAAACGCUUCCACCGCAGUCGCAAUCAAGCAGGCGCCCACCACCACGUAGAAUGCUGCUUCAAUGCGAUCGAGACCUCCCGAAGCCGUAACGUCGUGAUUGAGGCCAUCCAAACCAAAGCAGAGACAGAUGACGCCACCUGCGAAGAAUAUUCCAAUGCUCAGAGCCCAGUUGAGGACGGUGUCUUCGUCCCAGAGCCAUGCCCAGCACUCUGUAGCUGCCGUCCCAAGCAGCAAGUCUCCCACCAUGAUGUAGAACGCAGCGUCGAUGAGUUCGUAGCCCCCGUUCCUCAAGGUGCCAAAUGCGCAGCAGAGACAGAAGACACCGGCGUGGAAGGCGGCCGCGAUCCGGAAAAGCCACUUGAAGUUGACGGACGAGUCAAUGGAGGAGAUCAUGUCGCUUGCCGUGUAUAG